This is a messenger RNA of Drosophila miranda, 2566 nucleotides long. Its product is annotated as PTB domain-containing adapter protein ced-6. Bases 435 to 2048 code for a protein of 537 amino acids. The record is from RefSeq and is a predicted model, not a curated record. Lineage: Eukaryota; Metazoa; Arthropoda; Insecta; Diptera; Drosophilidae. The transcript is spliced from 7 exons.
UAGUAGAGGUGGUUGUUGUUGCUGCUGCGGCUGCUGUUAUCGUAAAUUUGCGCAGUUCGUUCGCUAAUAUAAAAAAUGAGAGGAGAGGGACAGCGACUAGAGAGCGCGCGCAAAAACUAAACUGUAUUUUUUUUUUUUUACAAAGAGACGACAAACCGCCUGCGUCGCCGCACCUUAUUGCCUGCCGUGCCAGCCACCUUUCCAGCAUCCCGCAGCAUCCUUGCCCUCGCCGUGAGCGUCCGUCGCGUGUAACUAUAAAAAUCUGUGCCGCCGCAGAGCACCAUCAUCGCAUCAAUUGCACUAAUUUCUUCAAUCAACGGACAAGGCAAACCAUAACGAAACCAAGAUUUCCAGAUUUUAAGCGAGUGAAACUAGCGAAAAUUGUUUAACAAGUAACUAAACCUCGAAAGACAAAGAAGACGCCAACGACGACGAUGCCUUAUCAGCCAGCAAACAGCAGUGGGAGCACCGGGGGCAGCAAAACGGCUGCCAAGAUGGCGCAGCUGAAGUUCUGGAAUAAGCAAAAUAACAGCAAACAGCAACAGCAGGACAAGGACAAGGACUCGGCCAACGAGGGUAACAUCAGCAGCGGCAACAACAACGGCGGCGGCAGCAGCAGCAACGGUGGCGACUCCAAGAGCGAGUCAAAGAGCGGCAAGCGCAACUGGCUGCAUACGCCCGAGCAGCUCAUCAGCGGACAUGCGGUCUAUCUAGUCAAGUUCUUUGGUAACCUGAGCGUGGACCAGCCCAAGGGCAUCGAGGUGGUCAAGGAAGCCAUACGGAAGCUACAGUUUGCCCAGCAAAUGAAGAAGGCGGCCACGGGCACCCAGGAGAAGUUCACGAAGCUCGAGAUAACAAUCAGCAUCAAGGGGGUGGCCAUCCAGGAGCCGCGCACCCACAAGAUUCUGCACCAGUUCCCGCUGUACAAUAUCUCGUAUUGUGCGGACGAGAAGGGUGUCAAGAAGUUCUUCAGCUUCAUUGCCAAGACGGUCAAGACGCGGGAGGGCGAGACGACGAUAACGACGAAUGGCCAUACCAAUGGCAGCGGCAACGGCAGCCCCAAAACCGAGGAGACCCACGAGUGCUUUGUCUUUAUUUCGAACAAAUUGGCCUCGGACAUAACACUGACCAUUGGCCAAGCCUUUGAUUUGGCCUACAGAAAGUACAUGGACAGCACCGAGAAGACAAAUCUGAGCAAGGCGCAACAGCAGAUCAAUCAUCUGCAGCAAACAGUUACCCAGUACAAGGAGCGACUGAGCGAAUUGUCCGCAAAAUUGCCAAAGGCCGAGCUGGAUGCCAUGCUCUUUAAACUGGGCAUCAAGGACAUUCUGGAGGCGCCACCCACCAGUGAGCUGCAGAAUGGAAUCGAUGCCAGCGGCGAGGCCCUGAGCAACGGCAAGCUGGACGAGGAUAAGCUGCUGAUUGACACCAUUUCCACGACGGCCUCGGUCCACUCAGCGUCGCCCAGCUCCUUCUUGCCCAUUGUGCCGCCGCGGAACACUCUGUCGAGCCAGAUCAGCAUCAGCGGCAAGAGCAACAGCCAGAAGAUGGAUGAGCUGCUGCUGAACUCCGAUUCGGACAGCGAUUUCGAUCCACGUGCCGAAGAGGCCACCCAGGACAAUGGCACCAAUGGCCGCAAUGCCAUCAGCAAUGAUCUGUUCGGCUUCGAGCCACCCAAGAGCUUUGGCCAGCAGCUCUUCUUCAACAACAACGAUCACAAGUUGCAGAACAACAACACCAACAGCAACAGCACCAACAACAACAUUAACAAUAGCAGCUUAUUGAUCAACAGCAGCAACAGCAUCAGCAUAAACAGCAGUGGCUUCUCCAGCGAGCUGAACAUAACGCCGCCUUUAUUGGCGCCGCCGCCAAAGAUUGCUGCACCCAGACGCAGCACCUCGGUGACAACGAGCAAUGGGCUGAAUGGCAACACAGAUCUAUUCGGCUCGGAUCCUUUCGAGAUGAGCAAUGGUCCGACCAUCUUUAAGCAGAAUCAGCUGAACAUCGAUGACUUUUCGCUGGAGAGUUUGGAUCCCCUGCGAAAGUAGAUAUCAAGGAAGUGCUAUCAAGGCCAUUUCAGCUGGGAAAGCAAUUUUAAGAUUCAUCCCACUGGAUGGAUAUCUAUCCGUUAAACGUUAUCCUUUAUCCGUUUGAACGUUUUCCCCCGACGUUUCUCCAAAUCGCACGCAUUCCAAUUGCAAUUCGAAUUAUUGAAUGAAUGUGUAUUAUUGUUUAUAUAUAUAUUCUAUUGUAUUGUAUUGUAUUUAUUAUCAUUGAUUUUUUGUCGAUUUUAUAUUGCAUAUUAUUAUGAUGAUUCCCCCACUAUUAUUAUUGUAAUUAUAAAUACAUAUGAUUAUUAUCUGAGAUCGGAUCGAGAUCAAAGGAAAUCAAAGAACAACAGCAAUCCAUAAUGUAAUGCACUCUUUGUUUAAACAUCAUCCAAUUUGUUGCUGUUGUCUGAAAAUAGUCUAAAUGAAUGUCGAGCGAACAAUGUUAACAAGUGAUAAUGUGAGAAAAAAAACAAAAAAAAAUCAACGCUAAACAAAACUAAAACUAAAUGUGAGAA